This is a messenger RNA of Harpia harpyja (harpy eagle), 1320 nucleotides long. RefSeq lists its product as uncharacterized. Lineage: Eukaryota; Metazoa; Chordata; Aves; Accipitriformes; Accipitridae. The coding region runs from base 201 to 1085 and encodes 294 amino acids. The transcript has 2 exons. The record is from RefSeq and is a predicted model, not a curated record.
CAGCCCUGGGCAAGGGUCCUCAUCUCUUCCAGGGUUUGGGGGGGGUCUGCAGCCACCACGAUGGGUGGACGGUGCUCUGGGCACAGGCAGCUUCAGCUCUCUCGGCGUUGCCUCCUCGGGCUGCGGUUGCUCCAGCUCUGGUGGGUCCCAGGUUGUGCAGCCCAGGCACGGUCGGAGCGAGGGGGCUGGUGCUGGGGGAGAUGCUGAGCCUCCCGCCAUGGGGGGGUGACCCCAGCCUUGCCCGGGAGCCGGCUCUGUGGCCGGGCAGGCGCUGCCGUGGCCAGUGCCCACCCGGCGCCAAUCCCUCGGCUCCAGACCGGGUGCGGUGUGGGUCGACGGUGUGGAGGUGUGCACCACGGGCACGGGCACGACCGUCAUCAACGUCAGCGUCGGCCAGCAGUCCUCGCUGUCCUACCUGGUCACUGCCGCGAGGUCCUGGUGGCGGCUGCAGCGUGGACCGGGCCAUGCUGGGGAGGGCUGUGGGGCUGGUCCGUACAGACUGGGCUAUACUGGACCAUACUGGGGAUGGCUGUGGGGCUGGUCCGUACGGACUGGGCCAUGCUGGGCUUUUGUCCCCAGGCUGGCUUUGUCCCCAGGCUGGCUUUCCUCACACAGUUUGUCACCUCCGGAGACUUCUGUGUCCUGAGCGCGAAGCACGGCUGCGGCUGCUGGGUGGAUGCGAGCGGCACCGGGGGCUUUCCUGGGGGACCGGUGACUCGGUGACCCGCAACGUGCAGCGCGGAGCCUGGGGCAACUCCCUUCUUCUGAGGGUAAAGGAGGAGAGGGGUCUGCGGUUCACCCCGCGUGGGGCUGGGGGCCGCAGCGGUGCAGAGGGAAGUCUGGGAAGGGAGCCUGCCUGGCGCGGUGUCCCCUCACCAUGUCCCGUGGGUCCUGCUGGCCCUGCUCCUCAACGUGGCCAGCACAGUCGCAGCGGCGGUGGCCGUGGUGGUGGCCGUGCCCCAUGUCCUGCGGGGGAUUCCAGCACCGGGGGGUGCGGUGCCACCCCCAGCCCGGCUGCCCCUGCCGAGCAGCGGCUGUGCCAGGAGGAGAUGCAAGCGCUGGAGAUCUGCAGACUCGGCUCUUGACCUUCCCCCAGGCCCGGAGCCAGCACCGCUUUAAUCAAAGCUCGCCGUUUCUGCCCCAGUGCGUCAGCGUGUGCCUGUGCUCCCUGGCACAGCAUGGCACGGCACAGUGUGGUACUGCAUGGCACGGCACGGCACGGCACGGCACGGCUGCUUCACUGGCCGCCCACAGCUGCUGGGUGGGUGCACAGGGGUGGGGAUUUCUCACGCGUAAUGACGGCAGCAGAAGUUUGGCCUC